UUUGUGUGUUGAAAAUUGUAUCGACAAAAAUAUCAAAUCAUCACGAAUGACAAGGACAACUUGUAAUUUUUCAUUAUCGUGCGCGCUAGUUAUUACGCUGCUCGCCGUCAUCUUUCCCGCAUCCAAUUUCAUCGCCGACGCCGACGUUAGCCACCACGAGGAAUGGGUCGUCGAGAUACUCGGAGGAUCGCAAGUGGCGUCGUUAUUGGCUGCUCAGUUUGGCUACAGGCAUUAUGGCCCGGUUCUCGGAUUCAAGGACACAUAUAUAUGGCUCAAGGAUGAUAAUCCGAGCCAGAAGAAAAGAGGAACUUCUGGCUUAACGAAGGCUCUUAAUGCAAAUUUCAAGAUCAUCCGAAGGAUGGAUCAACAGAAAAUUGUGAAACGAUAUAAACGCGAUUACAUCUCGUUAGCCGACUUAGAGUUUGAAAAACCAUUAACGAGAGAAAAGCGUUCUUUUGAGUACUUAAAUACAUGCAAAUUUGCAUCAAAUGCCGUUGACGGCAAAGAGGAAAAUUGCAUAGGACAUAAAAGGAUGUUCAACGACGAGCUUUGGGAUCACCAGUGGUAUAUGCUGCCACCGGUAAAAGAAAAGACGAAUUACGGUUCGCUCACUACGGCUUUGCCGGAGAUCGAUUUAAACGUUCUGUCUCUCUAUCGACUGGGGAUAACCGGCCGUGGGGUAAGAAUUGCUGUUGUCGACGACGGUUUGGAACAUACCCACGAUGAUCUGCGGAACAAUUACGAUCCGAGCAUUAGUUACGACAUAAGCGACCGUGACAACGAUCCUUCGCCAAGCUAUAAAGGGGAGAACAGCCACGGCACCAGGUGUGCCGGCGAGAUCGCAAUGGAGGCCAACAACCGGAAAUGCGGCGUCGGUAUUGCCUACGACGCGUCUAUUGGCGGCAUCAAGCUCCUCGAUGAACGAGGAUCCUCAAUGAUUACCGAUCGCAUGGAAGCCGAGGCUCUCGGAUACAAGCUCGAGCUCGUUGACAUCUACACGUCUUCCUGGGGUCCUCAGGACAAUGGAAAAAAUUUGGCUGGACCCGGUAUACUUGCCACCAGGUCCCUCGAGCGUGGCAUAAAGGAGGGUCGUAACGGUAAGGGUAGCAUUUACGUGUGGGCUUCUGGAAACGGUGGUCCCGAAGACGAUUGCGGAUGCGACGGAUACGUGGGAAGUAUAUACACCGUGGCUAUCGCAUCGGCCACUCUAACCGGACUAUCUCCUUAUUAUGGCGAGGGAUGCUCUGCCAUGUUUGCCACAACUUACAGUGGCACGGGCAAAAUCGCUUGGGACAACACCGUUCGGGACAAUCCGAUAGUAACAACGGACUUGAACAACACCUGCACGAUCAAGCACUCGGGUACUUCAGCUUCUGCUCCAUUAGCGGCCGGGAUACUGGCACUCGCGCUGCAAGCAAACGGUAACUUAACGUGGAGAGACGUUCAGCAUCUCAUAGCCUUGACGUCGGAAUACUUUGGCAUUUCUUCUAGGGGGACGUGGAUACUGAACGCGGCUGGAUUUCUUUAUCACAGAAACUUCGGUUUUGGACUUAUGAAUGCCUACGCGCUGGUGAAGGCGAGUCGAGACUGGGUCACUGUGCCGGAGAAGACCGUUUGCAAAGUGCACAACAACGGGAACAUCAGACUGGUUUACAAGAAAACAAUAGGACUGUUAUUCAAUGCCGUGUGUCGAACACCGGGGAGUGAAAUAAUGUUUCUGGAGCACGUGGAGAUCGAAACGAAUAUCAAGUACUCGCGUCGCGGCGCGUUGGAGAUAAAUCUGACCUCGCCUUCAGGGACCGAAGUCCAGAUUCUGAACUCAAGAAGGGACGAUAAUUCGACCGAAGGUUUUAAGAAGUGGAAAUUCAUGUCCGUCGCGACUUGGGGCGAAGAUCCUUACGGAAGGUGGACUUUGUGGAUAUCUGACACAGUAGGCCCGGAGCAGAAUACUGGCAUAAUUGGACCAUUUACACUGAUUCUGCACGGCACCGCGCAAAUACCGGCGUAUUGCAAGAACCCGAACAAGUUUCGAUCUCUAAAGAUUCCCAAAACAUUUAAAUUCUGUUCCGGCGAAGACUACUAGAAAAUAAAAGAGAGUUUACGAGCAGAGCGACUUCAAAUAAAGAUUAUCCGCGUGUACCACAUUGUCAUUAUUUGCGUUAUUUAUGUAGUUUUUUUUUGUCGGAGCAAAUGUUGACAGCAUAUUUAAUGCGAACGAAGUUUACACAAGCGCUCCGGGCGAAGUAGGUCUGCGGAAUAUCCAUUUUGUGUGCCGUUCGUGGUACACGAGCUGCCUUUAAAUCGUUACGCGAAGUCGAGCGACCCUCUUUGUUGCGGCGACUGCCUCAUUUAAUACGUUAAUGGUAAUGAACACAGUUCCGAAAUUCAAGUUACCACAAAACUCUAACUCUCGUGUGGGCGAGUGAACGUUGCGGUUAACUGAAUUAAAACGCGCGUAUAUAAAUUGUGGUUUUUCAAUCAUUUUUUACACGGAGGAGAGAACGAAUUUAAUAACAACCUUUAAAUGUAAAAUAAUCGAUACGUAAACGUCGCAUCACCACGUAUUGUGAAUUCUCUUGCAUUAAACAAGAGUGUAAAUCUCAGAAUUUCUCUCUCUCGUUGAAAAUUUCUCCGAAGCAAAUUUCUCCUCGAAUAUUUUCGCCUUAAACCUACGUAACCCUCUUUAUAUGCGCCAUUCGCGAAGAAUCUACAUAUCUCGGCUUUUCCGAUCGCGAAAUGUCGCAAAGAUUUAAGAAUGUGCGCGCGUAUGUACCCAUUUUGCACGUAUCAGUGAUUGCCGUGGGAAAUCAACAGAAAAUGUAAAACGAGAAAAGUUGGAAUUUACACACGAUCUGUAUUAAUUUUUUUUUUCGAAUGCACGAGAUGUGCGAAUCGACUCAACGAAACACAAAGACGCACGAAGCGAAUGAAAUCCUACUCCUCGCUUAAAUG
Pseudomyrmex gracilis is the source of this 2952-nucleotide messenger RNA. RefSeq names its product neuroendocrine convertase 1-like. Lineage: Eukaryota; Metazoa; Arthropoda; Insecta; Hymenoptera; Formicidae. The record is from RefSeq and is a predicted model, not a curated record. Gene Ontology annotation, molecular function: serine-type endopeptidase activity. The transcript has 15 exons. Gene Ontology annotation, cellular component: trans-Golgi network; Golgi membrane. The coding region runs from base 47 to 2083 and encodes 678 amino acids. Gene Ontology annotation, biological process: protein processing.